UAAGAAAUUUUCAAUAUUAUCAGUUGGGAAUUAUUUUAAUGUUAUGGAUGUGGCUUGUGGUGGAAACUAGAAAAAGAUUCGUAUUAUUAAAUCAGUUUUUAAUAAAAUUAAUUUCGAUACCUGAACGUCUUCAAGUGAAUAAUAUUAAAGCGACAAAUAAGUGUGAGGUUAGAAACGAAAUCAAACGUAUAACUGCUCUAUACAACGAACUUUGCGAUGUAGUUGAUUUAAUAAAUGAUGUGUUUGGUGCUGGACUAUUAAUUUCCGUCAUAUUUACUAUUUCUUAUGUUUUGCUGUACAGUAUUAUACUUAUAGACUUUACAGUUUUCAAAAUUGGUUCCAGUUCUGAUGUGUGGAUAAUUUACACUAGCAUCGUAUGGUUAAUUGAAAAUUUCGUAAAAAUAAUGGCAUUGGCUUUAGCGGGUGAGAACCUUUCAAGUGAAGCGAAUAAGACUGUUAAUGUUUGUUAUGGAUUGAUUAAUAAAUUAGAAAACAGCGAAGAAAUCAGACAAAAGCUUAUUUUCCUUAUUCAACAAGCUCUAGAUAGAAAACCAUGUCUCAAGGCCUCCGGAUUCUUUGUGGUUAAAUCAACAAUGACAGGAUUCAUCGUCGGUAGCAUUACUUCUUAUGUUAUUGUGGCCGUUCAGUUUUUAAAUGAGAUGCAAACUCAUGUUACUCAAUAAAUUAACAAAUUGAUAAUCGUGUAUCGAAUAAGUUGUCUCGAAACACCAAAAUCUGGUUACCAUUGGACCAUUGGUUCAUCCUGCACCAAAUUUUCUUUCUUGUCCAACAUUAUCAACUUAGUAAAAGCAAUGUGGUCUUUUUAUAUUAAUAAAUAAAUGUAAAGUUUGGAAAACUUCAUCAACAAUAAAAUUAAGUUAUAUUUUA
Diorhabda carinulata is the source of this 888-nucleotide messenger RNA. RefSeq lists its product as uncharacterized. The transcript is spliced from 2 exons. The record is from RefSeq and is a predicted model, not a curated record. NCBI's taxonomy places the organism in Eukaryota, Metazoa, Arthropoda, Insecta, Coleoptera, Chrysomelidae. Bases 39 to 683 code for a protein of 214 amino acids. Gene Ontology annotation, cellular component: membrane; dendrite; axon. Gene Ontology annotation, biological process: sensory perception of taste.